AUGGCCCUCCCCGACUGGAUUCAACAGGCCCCCAAAAUGACAAUGCCUAGUCCACUCGCCUUCAUCGGCCUUCUCACAUUAACUUGGGGAACCUUCGCGUUCUUCCGCCAAGCGACCGUUUACCUUCUCCCAUGCAAAAUACAACGGUACAACUCUACUGAUAAGGGCCAUACAGGAGGCAACUGGGCCCUCGUAACUGGGGCCACAGAUGGAAUCGGCUUCGGCUUCAGUCAAGAGCUUUGCGCGCGCGGCUUCAAUGUCAUCCUAAUGGGACGCAACGAAGGCAAGCUUCAGAAACGCGCCGCCGAGCUGCGACAGCAAUUCCCAUCGAGCAAGGUCGAUACCAUAAUAAUGGAGGCAGUGCCCGUGAGUUCAACCGUGGAUGAAAUCGCGAAUGGACUACCGGGUAAGCUCACCGUUUUGAUAAAUAACGUUGGCGGCGCUGGCGGCGACUGGAAGCCGUAUUUACCAUUCGGUGAAUAUAAAUUUGAGGAAGCGCAGGCGACUAUCGAUAAGAAUGCGGUUUUUAUGGCGCAGCUUACGCGCGCUUUACUUCCUGCUCUGUCAAGGGCGGAACACAGUCUUGUGUUGAAUGUUUCGUCGAUGGCGUCGUGGGGAGUGCCGUAUAUUUGUAUGUAUGCGGCCUCGAAAGGGUUUGUGGAUUCGUUUACGCGGGCGCUGCAAGGGGAAUGUGCGGCCGAGAAGAAUGGUGUGGAUGUUUUGGGGUUGAGAGUGGGGCAGACUUCGACACCGGGGUAUAAUCAGCCUGUGAGCUGGUUCAUUCCGACGGCGCGAGUGAUGGCUAAGGCCGGAUUGGAUCGAGUGGGAUGUGGGAAGACGAUUGUUUGGGGGUAUUUCUGGCACUGGUUGCAGGGGUUAUCGUUUUAUGUGUUGCCCCGUUUCGUGCUGGUGAAGGCUAUGGCGAAGAAGAUGAUGGCGUUGAAGAAAGAAGAGGAGGCAAAGUCGAAACGGUCUUGA
This is a messenger RNA of Penicillium atrosanguineum, 978 nucleotides long. Its product is annotated as putative short chain dehydrogenase/reductase. Gene Ontology annotation, cellular component: endoplasmic reticulum. Lineage: Eukaryota; Fungi; Ascomycota; Eurotiomycetes; Eurotiales; Aspergillaceae. The record is from RefSeq and is a predicted model, not a curated record. The transcript has a single exon. The coding region runs from base 1 to 978 and encodes 325 amino acids. Gene Ontology annotation, molecular function: oxidoreductase activity.